UAAGCUGAGAAGAACUGAGCCAUCAACAAUUCAGUUUUACUUAACAUCAGUGGAAAAAUUGGUACCUCUAAUGAUCUUCUCAGGACAGUUCUGUUUGUAUGCUCAAAGGCUAUCUGGAGGCCCAUCUUUUUUCAAUUAUUCUAGAAUAAUCAUCUAGAGUAGGAAGAUUAUUUGAAUUGCAUAAUGAAGAGAAGCAGUCAACAUCCACUUUAACACUCCACAGCUAGUAGAAUCUCUGCAAAUUCCUGCCUUCUGUACAAAAUUUCGUCUAUAGCUGACCGUUACUGCUUGGGUUCUCGCCUCAUCUCUAAUGGCACUUUUUGAGCAUAAAGCAUCAGCCAAGGCAAAUGGUUUUCUUUUUUCUGCUCAAAACACUGGAAGUGAUGAUAUUUGUAUUCCAACGUAUACUAUUAUAUAUAUAAUCAAGGACAAGGUAAUUUCCUCUUAUUUUUAAAAUCAUUAAAAUGAAGGUAUUGGACUAAAUCAUCUCUAAAGUUCCUUCCAAUCAAAAACUUAAUUAAAUGACCUGUCUGUAUCUUAAAGAAAAUUUUGACUGAGUCUUACGUGGUAGUGUCUAGAACAUAGUAUGUGUUCAAUAUUAAUGAAUUAACUUAAAUUUAUUAUACUGAUGAAAACGAUUUCUACAUAGCAUCUUUCUUAUGUAUACAUACACACACCUUUUCAAAAUAAGUUGUACUUUUUUUACCUGAAAACACUACUUUUACUCCAUGUUCAGUGAAGUCUGAGGUAGCACCCAACAUCAUUUCAAAGUUGCAAUGCAAAGGAGAAAAAAAAAAAUGCAAUUAUCUUGAAUUAAUAAGCAUCCAUCAUAAGCAUUGUUGCAUUAUUUCAUUUAACUGGAAUGUAUUUUUAAGUUAGAUAUAUAUAUCGAAGACAUAUAAAUGGAAGGAUUUUGAAGGAUAAAACAACUUUCUGAAAAAUCAGUUAUCUUGCUUCAAUAUGGUGCAGUAACUUAGUAAGGACUCUGAGUGCCGCUGUUCACCAACCACGGGGAAAGUGAUGCAAUAAGAUCUGCCAGAGCCACCGAGAUUUUACAGUACAAAGAAACAUCAGAUUGAGACAAAUUCUCUUCCAAGCUGCAUCAAACUCCGGUCUCUAUUAUACUAAAUUCCGGGCUUCUCUUAUGAAUACAAAGGAUUCCACGCUGACACACUGGCAUCCAUAAGCGCAAAAGGAGAUAGUCCAGUGUCUAACAAGAUCAGCAGGACAACAAUGGCGACUCUGAAGAGGGGUCGAGACUACAGAGGAUUCAUCCUGCUCUCCAUCCUCCUGGGGACCCGGAGAGAAGCUUGGGCAGGACAUAUUUUCUACUCUUUGCCGGAGGAAACAGACACAGGGUCUUUUGUGGGUAAUAUCGCUAAGGAUCUGGGCCUGGAGCCCCGGGAACUGGCAGAGCACGGAAUCCGCAUCGUCUCCAGAGGUAGGACACAGCUUUUCGCUCUGAAUCCGCGAAGCGGCAGCUUGGUCACUGCAGGCAGAAUAGACCGGGAGGAGCUCUGCGCUCAGAGUGCACGGUGCCUGGUGAACUUUAACAUCCUGAUGGAUAAAAUGAGUCUUUACCCUAUAGAAGUGGAAAUAAUAGAUGUUAAUGACAAUUCUCCUAGAUUCUUGACAGAAGAAAUGACUGUAAAAAUAACGGAGAACACAGCUCCUGGGGUGCGGUUUCCCUUAAAUGAGGCUAGGGAUCCAGAUGUGGGCACGAACUCCCUCCAGAGCUACCAGCUCAGUCCCAAUCGUCACUUCUCCCUGGUUGUGCAGACUGGAGAUGAUGGAGCUAAAUAUCCAGAAUUAGUGCUGGAAAGGGUGCUGGAUAGAGAGGAAGAGGCUGUUCACCACCUACUCCUUACAGCCUCUGACGGCGGUGACCCACCCCGAUCGGAAACCGCCCGCAUCCAGGUAACUGUGGUGGAUGUGAAUGAUCACGUGCCAGUCUUCUCUUUGCCUCAGUACCAAGUAACUGUCCCUGAGAACGUACCAGUGGGCACAAGAUUGCUCACAGUACACGCUGUCGAUCUGGAUGAGGGAGUCAAUGGGGAAGUGACAUAUUCUUUCCGGAAAAUAACUCAAAAAAUUCUACAGAUAUUCCAACUGAACCCUCAUACAGGAGAAUUAUCAACUUCAGAAGGCCUAGAUUAUGAAGAGUCCAGCUACUAUGAAAUGGAAGUUCAGGCUCAGGACGGUCCUGGUAGCAUGACAAGGGCUAAAGUAAUUAUCACAAUUUUAGAUGUGAAUGACAAUGCCCCAGAAGUGACUCUAACAUCUGUAAGCAACUCAAUCCCUGAAGACACUCCUCCUGGAACAGUAAUUGCUCUUUUCUACCUUCAAGAUCGAGAUUCCGGCAAGAAUGGUGAGGUGACCUGCACUAUUUCAGAAAAUCUGCCUUUUAAAUUAGAAAGAUCAGUAGACAAUUAUUAUAGGUUGGUGACAGCGAAAAAACUAGACCGGGAAAAACUCCCUGUGUAUAACAUCACACUGAAAGCCACAGAUGGUGGAACCCCACCCUUGUCCAUGGAAACUCACAUCUCAGUGAAUGUGGCAGAUACCAACGACAACCCACCUGCCUUCCCCCACUCCUCCUAUUCUGUCUACAUCCCUGAAAACAACCCCAGAGGUGCCUCCAUCUUCUCUGUGACUGCACAUGACCCGGACAGCCAUGAGAAUGCCCAAGUCACUUACUCCCUGUCUGAAGACACGCUCCGGGGGGCACCCCUAUCCUCCUAUGUGUCCAUCAACUCUGACACUGGUGUCCUGUAUGCCUUGCAUUCCUUCGACUAUGAGCAAUUCCGUGACCUGCAACUGAGAGUGACUGCGCAGGACAGCGGAGACCCACCGCUUAGCAGCAAUGUGUCCUUGAGUAUAUUCAUUCUUGACCAGAAUGACAACACACCGGAGAUCCUGUACCCCGCCCUCCCCACCGACGGUUCCACAGGCGUGGAGCUGGCACCCCGAUCGGCAGAGCCCGGCUACCUGGUAACCAAGGUGGUGGCGGUGGAUAGAGACUCUGGCCAGAACGCCUGGUUGUCCUACCGCCUGCUCAAGGCCAGCGAGCCAGGGCUUUUCGCGGUGGGGCUGCACACGGGCGAGGUGCGCACAGCGCGGGCCCUGCAGGACAGAGAUGCGCUCAAGCAGAGCCUGGUGGUGGCAGUGCAAGACCACGGCCAACCCCCUCUCUCGGCCACCGUCACGCUCACGGUGGCGGUGGCCGACAGCAUUCCAGACGUCCUGGCCGACCUGGGCAGUCUCGAGCCCCCAGCUGACCCUGAUGCCUCAGGUCUCACGCUGUACCUGGUGGUGGCGGUGGCCGCAGUCUCCUGCGUCUUCCUUGCCUUUGUGAUCGUGCUGCUGGCUCUCAGACUGAGGCGCUGGCGCUCAUCGCGUCUGCUCCAGGCUGCGGGGGGUGGAUUGGCUGGCGUGCCCGCCUCGCGCUUUGUGGGCGUGGAUGGGGUGCGGGCUUUCCUGCAGACGUAUUCCCACGAGGUCUCCCUCACCGCGGACUCCAGGGAGAGUCACGUGAUCUUCCCCCAGCCCAACUAUGCAGACAUGCUCCUCAGUCUGGAGAGCUGUGAGAAAAAAGAUCCCUCAUUAACAUCUAUAGAUUUUCAUGGAUGUAAGGACGAAGCAGAAAAUAUUCAGGUGAGUUCACUAAUACAUUUAUCUUUACAUCCUUGAGGAAUUAUAUUUUGUGUAAUUUUCUUUACUGUAUUGUGAAACAAAUGUUUUAAAAAUGUAAGAGACAAAAGCAGUUAACCGAUUUAUUUAACAUAGAACACUUAUUGACAUAGGUUUUGGUGUCAUUUCCUUAGUGAAAGCCUAUACAAGACUGUGAAUAAGUGGACUGUCACAUUUUUAUGCCUUCCAUGUAUUUUCCCUUCAGUGUUCUCAAUUCAUGUGUUUUAUAAAUGAGAAUAAAUUGUUACAUGUUUUUCAUUGCACUGGGUUAGCAAGAGGAAAAUACAGCUCAUACACCUUGUCAGGAUUCUUUUUAGAUUAGAUCUAGGAAAGGUUCUUGAAGAUCUUCUGCCUCCAUAUACCUCAACUUUAUGACUUUGAAAAUCUCAGUUGCUUCCUGACAUAUUUAAAAAUUUUAACUCCAGUAUAGUUAAUAUACAGUGUUAUAUUAGUUUCAGGUGUACGAUAUAGUGAUUCAGCAAUUCUGUACAUCACCCAGUGGUCAUCAUGACAAAUGCACUACUUAACCUAUCACCUAUUUCACCCAUUCCCCUCACCCACCUCCCCUCUGAUAACCACCAGUUUAUUCUCAAUA
Molecule: messenger RNA, 4285 nt
Organism: Lynx canadensis (Canada lynx)
Lineage: Eukaryota; Metazoa; Chordata; Mammalia; Carnivora; Felidae
Product: protocadherin gamma-A7-like
Exons: 1
Coding region: 1234-3690 (818 amino acids)
Biological process (GO): homophilic cell-cell adhesion
Cellular component (GO): plasma membrane
Molecular function (GO): calcium ion binding
Source: RefSeq, a predicted model, not a curated record